CCCCCCCCCCCUCCCCAACCCUCGUGUCAGCUGUCGGAGGCAGGAGCCAUGUGCGGCCGAGCACACAUGGCUCCCCGCGCGGCACGGAGCUGUAUUUUUAGCAGACGGUAUCAAAAGCAUAAUUAUGUCUGUUGUGGAAGCGCAGCCUCUUUUUCUGGCAGCUUUCAGCCAGCUCCCGCCGCAGAGGGCGACGAGGCACCAUGCGGAGUGGCCCAUGGGCAGGGGGCUCGGCCAGGCAGGGGCUGAGAGCCCCCCAGUUGCCACCAGGCAGGAGGAGCCGCACAGGCAGCUGCCCGUCGAUUGUGAUUUUCUUUUCCCCCAUCACCCGCCCGGUGCCGGCCUGCCCAUCACCAUGGCUGCCCGGCGGCGGGGCGCCCCGGGAGCGCGGUGGGGACAGAAGAGGGGUCCGGGCUGAGGGCAGGAGCCCCCGGAUGCUCCCAGCACCGGGUGCAGAUUAGCAAAAGCUCUCGCGGCCGUUGUGCCUGGUGCUGAGCGAGGGGGGAACGGAGCUGCCUUCUUCUGCCUGUGCCCUCAUCUUCCUCACCUGCGCCCUCAUCUUCCUCACCUGUGCCACGGUGGAGGCAGGGUCCAGCCAGCCUGGGACGGCGCUGAGCACCACAUGAGCGGCAGGAGCAGCAUGGCCAGCGACACGAGGAUGGGGGAGACCCCACCGCGAUGGAGGAGAGCCCAGGAGGACGCCCCAGGGAUGGAGAGCAGGGGGAUGGUUUUACCCCAAAACGCCGAGCUGGGACUCCCAGGCUACCCAGAGCCCGGCAAACUGAGCUACGGAACGGAGAAGGGGUGUCCCUGGAAGGGCUCCAAGGGAUUUUUGGGGUCAGGCAGGGAGCUUGCCGGUGACCGGCUGGGCUGCCCCUACCCACCGGCCGCACCGUGCCUGCGGGACGCUUUGUGCCGCCCCAAGGAUGGAGCCGAGCUCCCGCCGCUGCUGCCGCCGCCGCCCAGGAACGGGCAACCCAAAGCGGGCUGGGCUGAACCCUGCAAGGAGCACCCGGGGCCACGGUGGGCUGAGGCCGUUCUGGCCCCCCUGGCCCUUUACAGCCACGCAUACCACCGCUCCCCCCUGCCCUUCCCCGGGACGGAGAGCCAGCGCCCUGACCCCCCCGGCAAGCCCUGCGCUGCCACGGGGGAUGGAGCCGGUGACCCCCGGGCUUUCCGCCACUGCCCCUUCCUCCUGUCCUCUCUGCUGCCCACCGGACCCCCCGCUGACCCCCCGUUUGGCAACGGGGGACCAGAGGGACCAGGGGCAAUGGGUGACGGGCGUCUGGCUGGCAUGGACUGGCGCCUGGGCUCCUACGCGCCCACCUGGGGCCACCCCCUUUAUUUGGGGGUCCCAUCGAGGUGCAAGGCGGCUCCGAGCCCCUUUGACGACUGCUCCAGCUCAGGGAACAAGGAAUUUUACCCGAAGAAAGAUCCCAUCUUCCACCCCCCUGCUGAAGACCAAGCGCCGUCGCAGCUGCUGGGCAAAGGCCAGGCAGGGGAGGAUGGAGAUGGGGAGGGGGUGCUGGCGGUGCCGGAGCUGUCGGGAGUCCCGGGAAGGGAUGGCCGAGCGGGGGGAAGCUCGGUGGUGCCCGCUCCCCAUGCCCACACGCCUCCCCCCGGCUCCAACCACCCCCUCUUCCUCCCACAGCCCGGCACAAUGAGGGGCUGCGGGGGUCCCUGGGUGGGCGCAGAGCCCCACGCCACCGAUUUCCCCCCGGAGCCGGGGUCAGGCUGGCCCUCUGAGCCCAAAAACAAGCGCCUGGCCUGCCAAAACCUCCAGCCCGGCUCACCGCCGGGAUGCAGGGAGCCCGACCCAUCGCCUCCACUCACGGAUGGGCAAUACCUGCCGGCCUUUGCCAAACCGGGGCCGACCCCAGCUUGCCUCUGCACCGCGCCGGGCUGCGAUGGGUGCCCAGGGGUGGGCUAUGGGGUGCUCAGCCCCUUCGAGCCCACCCUGGGCAUCCCCGGCGGCCGUUUUCCAUGCCCACCCAGCCACCACACCAAACUGAAGAAGACCUGGCUGACGCGGCACUCGGAGCAGUCGCUGCCGCAGUGCAAGGCUACCCGGCGGGACGGUGGCUACGAGCCGGCCGGCGAGGGCAAGCGCUCGGCCAAACGCCCGCACGGGCCCCACUGCUGCUGGCGAGGAUGCUGGGGUGGCCAAACGGGGCUCAAAGGCCACCAAGGACCUGGCCAUGAUCCACCGAGCCGUGUCGGCCCGGAGCCGCGGUGCCUGCAGAGCGUGCCCUGCACCGCCCUGCCCGAGAGCAUCCCGCGGUGCUGUGCCUGCGCUGCCCGGGCCGGGGGGGACCCCGAGGGGGAGGAAGAGGAGGAGGAUCCCCCCGAAAGCACCUGCAGGCUGCUGCACUUCCGCAGGUUUGCCUUCGGGGCCGGCGGGGAGCUGAGCGUCGAUGGUUUCUGCACCCUGGGGGAGGCAGAGGGGGAAACGUGGGGCUGGAGGCAGCCGGCCCCGAGCUGGGGCAGCAGCAGCCUCUGCCUGGCUAAAUAUUUACUGGGGGUCCUGGGGGACCCCUUCUGCGAGGCCGUCCGCAGGGACAGGGACACAUGGCUGGGAGCCCCUGGCGGGCCCGAGGCCUGGAGGCGGGGGGAAGGAGCCCCCCAGCUCUGUGACGCCUGCCAGCGCGGCUUCUUCAACUCCCACUGGAGCUGCGCCAGAUGUGGCUUCCAGCUGUGCCCCGACUGCCACCGCAGCAGGCGGGAGGCUGGUGGCCACGAGGGUCCGGCGUGGCCACCUGAGUGCAUCCCCGGGCGAGACCAUCACAUCACGUCCCUUGUCCCCACGCAGUUUGUCCCCACCCGUGUUCUGACCAGGCUCUGGGAGCUGCUGCACGAGGUCCGGGUCAAAUUCGGCAUCGAGUCGCACUGUCCCUGCGGGGGGGGGCGUGCAGAGCCCCCUGGGAGCAGGCAGGAGCCGACGGGGGCUGCGAUGGGGACCCCCCUGCCCAGCAGCGAUGGCCAAGCUGACACCUCCCAGCCCAUCCAGGAAGAGGGCCUCAGGGGGGGGCCACCAUCACCGGGGCAUCCCCCUCCCGGGGGGGCCGUGCAGACCACCACCCUCUGUGACCUCCUGGCCUCCACCGCCGUCAAGCUGUGCCUGGGGCAGGACGGGGUGCGCAUGGCCUUCGCCCCCGUUUCGCCCGCCUUGCCUAGCGACAACCGCCUGACCAGCAUCCUGGACAGCAUCAUCGCCCGCGUGGUGGAGAGGAAGAUCCAGGAGAGGCAGGCGGGGGGGGGCGAGCUGACCCCCCCCGGCCCCCCUGACCCCCCCACCUCCCACUGCAUUCUGGCACCCAGCGGGCUGCUCUGGCUGCAUGACCCCGGCCACGCCAGCAACUACAAACUCUUCCAGGAGCAUUGGCGGCGGGGCCAGCCUGUCCUUGUUUCAGGGUUGCAGAAGCGGCUGGAGGGGCGGCUGUGGGGGCCGGAGUCCUUUUGCCCGGCCGGGGGGGAGCGGGCGGUGGAGGCGGUGAACCUCCGGGCACCACCGGGCCGAGUCAGGAUGAGCAGCCGGGAAUUUUGGGACGGCUUCGCCGCCAGCGCAGCAUCGACGGAGCAGGGUGGUGGGGACCUGCUGAAGCUGGAAAGUGGCUUUGGGGACAUGGAGCUGUGCCGGGCCACCAACUUGAGCACCAGCUUGCCACUGCCGGAGUAUUGCGGGCCCGCUGGCCGCCUCAACCUGGCUACCUACCUGCGGGGCCGGCGCUGGCUGCGCCCACGAGUCUGCGUGGCUUACGGCGUCCAUCCUCAAGACCGGACCAUCGGGACCAAAAAUCUGACGGUGGAGGCGGCCGAUUCCAUCAGCGUCCUGGUGCACGCCGCGGCGCGGCUGCCCGAGUGGCCGGCGGCACGGCAGGACCUGCUCCUCCAAGCCGAUGCUGAUGGCGUGGACACGCCGCUGAAGGAGCGGCUCUGGGAUGCCGGCAGCCGGCCCGGCGCCCUGUGGCACAUCUUCCGUGCCGAGGAUGCCGGCCGCAUCCGGGAUUUCUUGCAGAAGGGCAGGAGGGGGCGGCCACAGGCGGAGCCCCCCGGCCGCUACCUGGACCUCUCGCUGCGGAGGCGGCUGCGUGAGGAGUGUGGGGUGAGCGGCUGGACCCUCCUCCAGUUCCUGGGGGACGCGGUGCUGGUCCCCGCCGGGGCUCCCCACCAGGUACAGACCCUCACCGGGACCAUCACCGUGGAGCAGCGGUUCCUCUCCCCCGAGAACAUCACCCGCGUCCGGGACCACAGCACCCACCUCCCCGGGGCCGCCCCCCAGCUCUGCGCCCAGCUGGACGGCGUGAUCUUCUCCGCUGUGCGGGAGGCCGUGGGAGUCCUGCGAGGCUGCAAGUGAGGCGGCCGCGGCACGCCGGGAGGAUGCUCGGCCCAAACCGGGGCCACGGGGCUGCCCCUCGCCGGGCGCUUUGCUCCGCCGUCACCCGAGGAGGCUCGGGGCAGCCGGGGAAUAAAAUCUGCAACGUGCCAGGGCCGCCGGCACCACCAGCA
Molecule: messenger RNA, 4503 nt
Organism: Tyto alba (common barn owl)
Lineage: Eukaryota; Metazoa; Chordata; Aves; Strigiformes; Tytonidae
Gene: HR
Product: HR lysine demethylase and nuclear receptor corepressor
Biological process (GO): regulation of transcription by RNA polymerase II
Cellular component (GO): histone deacetylase complex; chromatin
Molecular function (GO): histone H3K9 demethylase activity; chromatin DNA binding; transcription coregulator activity
Source: RefSeq, a predicted model, not a curated record